CUUUCCUGCCGGCCUCUCAGCAGAGGAUGUGUCAGGGAGAGAGAGUGUGUGUGAGGGAAAAGAGGAAAGCAGCCAGUAGAAUGGAUAUGUGCCCUCUCUCCUCCAUUCUUUCUUGUCCUUCUUCUUCUUCUUCUUCUUCUUCUUCUCUGUGUCAUCUGUGUCUUCCUUCACCCUCCUCUGCCAGUGUUGCACCCUGGGAACCCUCAGUGCCGGCCCUCGGGGAAAAGGAGACUCGUCGGGUGGACGGGCAGCUGCCAACUGAACUUCAAUGUCAGCAGGGGAUCAGAAGAAUGGUGGGGACAAACCAGAAGACAUGAUGCCAGUGGCAAAGGUAUGGCCAGAGGUGGAGAGGGCCGAGAGUUUGGCCCGCGGUGCUGCACUGAAGUGGGCGUCAGGUGUUUUCUGUCGGCCCGAGCACCUGGAGCGACUGAGCCAGUACAGAAAGAGAGAGAGUCAGAGGACGGCCUCCAUACACACCCGACUCAAGUCCAUGGUGCAGUCGUACCUGGAGGGGGUGGGCUGGGGUCUGGAGCAGCUCCGGGAGGCCAGGGCCGAGCUGAAGGAGGUGUCACAUGCUUUGCGGAAAGCAGGACUGGAGACCAGUCGAAACGCAGAGGGGGUGAAGUCUCUGGAGAGGCUGAGAGAAGUGUCUGUUAACCACUGUCAGCUCCUCGCUGCUGUUAGCAACCUGCCACGACUUUAUUCUGUGCGGAGCAUGGUGUUGGAGACUGAGCGUCUAGUGGAGUCCAGGCGGCUCCUGGAGGCCCACGCCCGGUUGAUGGAUCUGGAGCGCUGGCAGGAUGACAUCCUCUGGCAGCUCCACGGGGCUGCUGGGACGGCAGGAAGUGCACUCAGCACAGAAGACCAGGAGCUGGUGGCCAAGUAUUUCUCUGGUGUCGGGCAGCUGGUGGACGCCCUGGGUAAGGAGCUGUGGGCGGUGGUGAGCAGCGCUCUGGCUCUGGCCCGACAAAACCCCACACCAUUUGUAUCAGCGGUGAGGAUCGUGGAGCGGGAGGAGGCCCUGGACCAAGCCUUUCAGGAGGAGAGAGGGGGGACCAGAGGCAACAGCAGGCCUCUGCCUCCAGGACGACCUCGCUGCUGGAGAGCGUGCUUCUUCCAGGUACUAGAGGAGGCGGUUUCUGCACGGUUUCGCAGCGUUUCCUACCUGCACACACGGGGUCCAGGUCUGGCAGGCCACCUCUCUGCUCUCCAGCACGGUAUCAUGGCUGACCUGGCCACCGUACGUCACCUGCUGGAGCACUGCGUCCCGCCACACUACCAGCUGACAGGGGCCUACCUGAGGGCCAGCCACCGCUGUUUACAUGCUCACCUGACACAGGUCAGUAGCUGGGACCUGGAGAGUGGUGAAAUCUUUGCUGUGCUCAACUGGGUGCUACACAUCUACAACAGCCCAGACAUGAUGGGUCAUCCAGAGCUGGUGGCCGAGAUAGAGAAAGUAGAGCUUGGACCUCUCAUCUCCACCGAGGGACUGGAACAGCUGCAGAACAAAUAUGUGCAGAGUGUUCGGAAGAGUGUAUCAGAGUGGAUGCACAAAGCUCUGCAGGUGGAGCUGCAAGACUGGCAGAGGGACCAGGAACCAGAUACAGACCAUGAAGGUUUCUACCAAACAAGCCUGCCCACCAUCAUCACACAGAUGCUGGAAGAGAACGCCCGGGUGGCUCUGAUGAUCGGAGAGUCACUACGAGAUCAGACAAUACAGAUGGGACUGUAUGAGAUGGAGAACCUCCUCAACAGGUUUCGAGAAGCUCUGGUGGAGUUCGGGAAGGAGCAUCGCAGGGAUCCAGGCAACAACAAAAACAAGUUCUACCUCCACUAUCUGCUGGCGUCCAUCAGCAACUGCAUCAUCCUCAAAAAGUCCACAGAGAGCUUGCAGCAGCAGCAGUCGUCCCGGUCAGCGGGACAGUUGUCUCGGACUCCUCCCAACCCUCUGGCAGCUCUGGACCGGGCGGUGAGACGGGCGUGUCGUCUCGUGAUGGAUCAGCUCCUGCUGGACCUGAAGCCUUUACUCCCAGGACUGCUGACCCGAACGUGGCUGGUCCAGGGAGACCCCACCCCGAAACUCUGCUGCAUCCUGGAGCGUCACCUGGAGCUCUACAGCCGAGUUCGCCCACCCUGCAGACAGCGUCUGCAGGAGGAGGCCCAGUGGCUGAUGGUGGUGGAGUACGUCAGGGCUCUGAUGCAGAAGAGGCUGGUGUGUCGCAGCGCUGAGGAGAGGAGGCAGCUCGCCCAGCAGAUGGUUCAGGACGACCAGCAGUUCAGAGAAAUUUUCCACGGCCUGGAAGGUGAAGGGUCAGUACCUGAAGUGAAUCCUUUGGCAUUACUUCCCGUCCUGGCUGACUUCAUCCAACUGAAAGACUGCAGCAUGCUUACUCUGGAAGUUUCUGGACUUGCAACUAAAUACCCUGACAUCAGUGAAGAGCAUGUGUCUGUGCUGCUGGACAUCCGUGGUGAUGUCUCCAGGGACAUCAGAGGGGCUGUACUGGACUUGCUGGAGCAGAGCGCCCCCCCUCUGCCUGCAGGGUACCGGCCCAUCUUUACUGACAUCCUGGUGCCUCCCUCCACCUUGGUCUUCUGUCUGCCCACUGCCAAGUGUGCAUGACUGGGACUCAAACUGUGGCCUGAGCUCAAUGUCUGCAUCUGGUUCACAGAAAGGUCAUCGAGCCAGGUUCUCUCAGCUCGUUGUUACAAUUAAAAACCGCAGGACCAAACAGCCGAACACGCGUGAAUCUGUUCCUGCUGAGUUUCCUAUUAUGUUGAUGGCACUUGUUAUUUAUCCAGAGAAGAUCUGUUGAGUUUUUUCCUGCUUCACGCUCCCAGUCCUACACACAUCUCCCAUACUGGGAUCUGUCCAGUUGCACCAACACUGUCUUCUUUUGUUGCCCUCUGAAGUAGACUGAGCGUUCAGGGCCUUGCUCAAAGGCUUCUUAACGUAUUGAGUGACAGGAGAGUGCCACAUUCUCAUUUCCUUCACCUUCAGUUUACCAACAGUUUGAGCUGGUGACUUGCUGGUUUAACUUCAGUUUAAACUUAUUUGUCUGGUACAAUCCUAAAUCUAUGUGUCACAAUACAGUCCCCACAGGAUUUCACAGUCUGUUUUUGUGGUUGUUGCAGCCUGAAAUGCCUGAUUUUAUGGCAGCUUUUCUAGAAACAUUAUGAUGCAUGUUGUGAUAUUUUUUAGGCAUUUUUACAUCUAAAGGCAAAAUGAGAAUUGCAAAAAUAGUUGCUACUUUAAAAACAGAAAGAUUGUCAGAGAGAUUGUAACAAAUUUAGCUAUAUUCCAUAGCUAAAUUGUUUAAAUGGUAAACUAAUAUCUUCUACUCUGUCACAUGUUGUCAUCUGUUUCAGCGAUUUCUGCUACAGAUUUCAAUGGACUUGGACUUUAAAGCUGCAAUAAGGUGCAGACACAGCGAACCAGCAUAAAGAACUGGUGACGAUGAAAGCCAACUAUUGCGUCGCCCUACGUCACCUGUGUCGCCACAAAAAAGUUGCAACUGAACACACAACAAAAACUACAGUCAACGGCCAACUAGCAUGUACGUUUUGCGCCUGCUUGAAUUCAUCAUUCAAAAAGGGAAACGGGAAUACUGACAGGAUGAAUUCAAGACGCUUGUUAUCCAGUAAGCACAUUAACAACACAACUCGAUGUCCAAAGUGCAGAGCAUAUUUACACACGCUAGCAAACAAUAACUCAAACAAUUAUAAACUGUUUCUACUAAAGAGCUCAAUGGCUAAAAAAGAAAAUAAUCUUAAUUUUUACAGAGAUUGGGUUGCAGCAGAUAUUUAGGGGCAGAUACCCUAAAACCUCACAAAACUAUUUCCAUGGCUACAUAUGACUGUUGAAAAAUUUUUUUUGUUUGUAACUUUGUAACCGACACACUAAGUGGCAUCCAUCACCUUACAUGAUAGCACCUAUUGGAGAUAAUUAAUUAGGAACAUGUGAAACCUUUCCAAAUCCUGAUCAAUAUUCAUAAACACCGCCGGUCAGCCACAAAAAAGCAAAGUUCUCCGGCAGCCUGUGAGAUAUUAAAGGUCUUCUUGUUUAUUUUCCUGUUUAAUGUAUUCAGCUGUGAUGCCUGACAGUUCCUGCGGUUGAAUUUUUUAAUUGUCAAAUUAAUUUGUGUGUGUGAUGCAAUGCUUAUUUCACGCUAAACUCUGAAUUCAGUGGGGUCAAGUCAAAUCGAAGCAAAACCUUUUUUUCUGGUAUAUUUAUUAAAAAGCCAAACAACGGUCAUAACAUGAGAAACUAAGAAGAUGCAGUCCACAAUGCAUCUGAAUGUAACAGACAAAAAUAGAUGGAUUGGUUAUAACACACAGUUUCUGACUUAAAGAAUAUCAGUGUUUUAUUGAGGCAUCACCACAUUACAGUCAGUUUUCAGUGAGAGCUCCUGGACUGUGAACAUCCCGCCCGAGGAGGAACUCAGGCUGCUGAGUACCUUUAAAUCACCUUGAAAAUAUCAGUUUUUCAUCAGCUUCUCUUCAUGUAUUUGUUAUUUUGUCCAAUUUUGUUUUGUAUUGAUGUUCAUAUUGGGUGUUUUUAAUCAGAUUUUUAAAAUUGUAUUUAUUGUAUUUAUGUAUAAUUUUUCUGCUAUUUCCUGUUGAAUAGUGUUUCUCGUUAUUUCAAUGGAUUUGUCUCUUGUUCUGGUUCAAAGGAAACCUCUAAAGCACACUGUAAACUCUGUCACAUGAAUGCUUAAAUAAAUGUUUUACAAAGCAAA
This is a messenger RNA of Plectropomus leopardus (leopard coralgrouper), 4736 nucleotides long. RefSeq names its product exocyst complex component 3-like 1 (gene exoc3l1). Gene Ontology annotation, biological process: exocyst localization; exocytosis. The record is from RefSeq and is a predicted model, not a curated record. Gene Ontology annotation, cellular component: exocyst. Gene Ontology annotation, molecular function: SNARE binding. NCBI's taxonomy places the organism in Eukaryota, Metazoa, Chordata, Actinopteri, Perciformes, Serranidae.